AUGUGUUGCAACUAUUAUGGGAACUCCUAUGAGGGCUGUGACUAUGGCUCUGUCUAUGAUUAUAGAUAUGGCUGUGGCUUUGAAUAUGGCUCUGGCUGUGGUUCUGGCUGUAGCUGUGGUUCCAGUUAUGGCUGUGGCUAUGGUAGUAGAUACGGCUGUGGCUAUGGUUGUAGAUAUGGAUAUGGUUCCAUUUCUGACUCUACUGUGGAUAUGAUUCCAUUUGUGACUGUGGCUAUGGCAGUGGAUGUGGCUGUGGAGCCACCGAAACUGGGAAGAGAGGUGUACCAGUUAUCAAUUUACCAGCUUCUUACUGUGCAGAAUUACUGUAGGGGUGGUGGCUCUGGUUGUGUUUAUGGCUCUGGCUGUGACUCUGGCUGUGGAUACGGUUCUGGCUGUGGCUAUGGCUGUGGCUGCUGUGGCUACCAACCACUUUGCUACAGAAGAUGCUAUUCCUCUUACAGCUAG
Molecule: messenger RNA, 465 nt
Organism: Hippopotamus amphibius kiboko
Lineage: Eukaryota; Metazoa; Chordata; Mammalia; Artiodactyla; Hippopotamidae
Product: keratin-associated protein 21-1-like
Exons: 3
Coding region: 1-465 (154 amino acids)
Source: RefSeq, a predicted model, not a curated record